This is a messenger RNA of Chinchilla lanigera (long-tailed chinchilla), 1889 nucleotides long. RefSeq names its product serpin peptidase inhibitor, clade A (alpha-1 antiproteinase, antitrypsin), member 10 (gene Serpina10). The transcript is spliced from 5 exons. The record is from RefSeq and is a predicted model, not a curated record. Bases 121 to 1455 code for a protein of 444 amino acids. Lineage: Eukaryota; Metazoa; Chordata; Mammalia; Rodentia; Chinchillidae. Gene Ontology annotation, molecular function: serine-type endopeptidase inhibitor activity. Gene Ontology annotation, biological process: blood coagulation; negative regulation of endopeptidase activity.
CUUUGGGCUGCAGAGGAAAGCUUUCAUCUUUUCUCUGAAUGACCUUCUCAGGCGCCUGAGGCCCCUUGAAGGAAGCCUUGCUGCUGAAGAGAGGGGUCCUUGGCCUCCACAACUGGUCACAUGAGGGUGACACUGGGCCUCCUGCUCUUGGUCCUCCUGGUGGAGCUGCUGGUGCCCAGCUGGGCCCUCAGUCCCCUUUCACCAGAGUAUCAGGCAGGGCUGGAGACUCUGGAGCCCAAGGAUCCUCGGAAUCAGACUUGGGGGGACAUGCAGGCUCCCUCUGAUGAAGAGGAAGAGGAAAAGGAGGAGGAGGAGGCUUGGCUUAGGACCUGCAUGCAGCAGCUCUCCAACGAGACUUCAGACUUUGGGUUCAGCCUGCUGCGAAAGAUCUCCAUGAGGCAUGAAGGCAACGUGGUCUUCUCGCCCCUCGGCUUGGCCUUGACCAUGGCGGGCUUGAUGCUGGGGGCCAAAGGGCAGACGAGAGCCCAGGUGGAACACAGACUCCGGCUGCAGGCCCUAAGCAGGACGCAGCCCCUGCUCCUGCCCGCCCUCUUCAAGCGGCUCAGAGAGACUCUCGCCAGCAACCUCGAGCUGGGCCUUGCCCAGGGGAGCUUUGCCUUCAUCCACAAGGAUUUCAAAGUCAACGAGACCUUCCUCAAUUUAUCCAAGAGGUAUUUCGAUACAGAGUGCGUGCCUACAAAUUUUCACAAUGCCUCGCAGGCCAGAGGGCUCAUGAAUUAUUACAUUAACAAAGAGACUCAGGGGAAAAUACCCAAGCUCUUUGAUGGGAUUAAUCCCGAAACCAAAUUAAUUCUUGUGGAUUACAUCUUGUUCAAAGGGAAGUGGCUGACCCCCUUCGACCCUGCCCUCACCGAAGCUGGCACUUUCCACUUGGACAAGUACAGGGCAGUGAAGGUGCCCAUGAUGUACAGGGAGGGAGAGUUUGCCUACACCUUUGAUAGCAAUUUUCGUUGUCACGUUCUUCAACUACCCUACCGAGGAAAUGCCACCAUGCUGGUGGUGCUCAUGGAGAAAACGGGAGACCACCUCGACCUGGAAGACUACCUGACCACAGACCUGGUGGAAACAUGGCUCAGGAACAUGAAACCCAGGAAAGUGGAGGUUUUCUUUCCCAAGUUCAAGCUGGACCAGAAGUAUGAGAUGCACGAAGUGCUCAAGCAGAUGGGAGUCAGGAGAAUCUUCUCGCCCUUGGCCGACCUCAGUGGACUAUCAGCGACUUCAAAAAAUCUGCAGGUGUCCAAGGUUUUGCAACAAUCAGUGAUCGAAGUUGAUGAGAAAGGAACAGAGGCAGUGACAGGAACCCUGUCAGAAAUUAUUGCUUACUUCAUGCCUCCCACUGUCAAAGUGGACCGGCCAUUUCAUUUCAUGAUCUACGAGGAAACCUCCAAGAUGCUCCUGUUUCUGGGCAGGGUGGUGGACCCGACCCGCCUGUGACUCAUGACAAGCACGAGUACUCAGCGACAGCAGGUGCUGAAGUGGAGGCAUCUGAACCCACCCAGGACAUCUACUGGGUGGUCGAGGAAAGGCACCUCCUUCUGUCCUCAGCUGCCGUGGGCUGUUCUCAAAUUAAGACACAUAUUAAACUGACACACGUGUAAAGGAGAUGGUUGUGCACUCUGUCUGGCAUUUAAGCCUGGUCCUAAGAGCCGUGGAGAAUUGCUGGAAGACUAGCUGGGUGGAGCAUCUCUCCUCUCGCUGUAGCCCACAUACCUGGGCCUGACAGACACUAGGUUGGAACCCAAUUCCACAGUGAAGCCUUUGAGGGGAGGACAUGUGGCCUCUUGAGUCACACCUCUCUGAUGUAAAGUAAGCAUUUCACUUGAUCUGUUACAGAAUAUCUCUUGCUGACUAAAAUUAGGAGAAAACUA